This is a messenger RNA of Dissoconium aciculare CBS 342.82, 1256 nucleotides long. RefSeq names its product Brix-domain-containing protein. The coding region runs from base 40 to 1053 and encodes 337 amino acids. Gene Ontology annotation, molecular function: rRNA binding. The transcript is spliced from 2 exons. The record is from RefSeq and is a predicted model, not a curated record. Gene Ontology annotation, cellular component: nucleolus. Gene Ontology annotation, biological process: maturation of LSU-rRNA from tricistronic rRNA transcript (SSU-rRNA, 5.8S rRNA, LSU-rRNA); ribosomal large subunit assembly. Lineage: Eukaryota; Fungi; Ascomycota; Dothideomycetes; Mycosphaerellales; Dissoconiaceae.
CCUGUCGUGAAAAUUUGGGAAAACUUGCGCCAUCGCACAAUGGCGUUGACACAACAGAGCGCAGCGGACCUUCCGCUUCGCCAGAUCAAGCCGAAGAAUGCUCGAACAAAACGAUUUCUUGACAACAAAGCGCCACAACAUGUCGAGAAUCCUCGAGUCACGCUUUUCCUUCGCUACACAACCUGCACUGAGGUCCUGCAGCUCGUGCUCAAAGAUCUGCACUCGCUGAAACGACCGCUCUGCGUCAGAUUUGACAAGAAGAACGACAUUCACCCAUUCGAAGACCCUUCCAGUCUGGAGUUUUUUGCCGACAAGAACGAUGCAAGUCUCGCAGUCUACGGCAGCCACAGCAAGAAGCGACCGAAUUGCUUGACUCUCAUUCGGUUCUUCGAUCACAAAGUGCUGGAUAUGCUCGAACUACUAGUUGAUGUUGAGACGCUUCGUACCUUGACACAGUUCCGGAACACCAAAACCGCGGUUGGUCUCAAGCCAAUGCUGGCCUUCUCUGGCUCCGCAUGGGACAGCCCCACGGCAAAUGCCUAUACAUUGGCGAAAUCCAUAUUCACCGACCUGUUCAAGGGACCUGAUGCCACCAACAUCGAUGUACAGGGUCUGCAAUACAUUAUCCAUCUCUCGGUGGACGAGGAAGAGGAGGAAGGCGUGAAGCCGAUGAUCCACCUGCGAUGCUAUUUGAUCAAGACUAAGAAGAGCACAUCGGACUUGCCCGCUGUGGAUGUCGAAGAGAUGGGACCAAGGAUAGAUUUCCGCGUUGGUCGGAUAAAAGAGGCUGAUCCUGACAUGUGGAAGGAGGCCAUGAAGAAACCAAGGAGCUCUGAGCCCAAAACGAAGAAGAAUAUUGAGGUGGAUCCAGUCGGCGACAAGCUGGGCCGUAUUCACGUUGGCAAGCAAGAUCUCACCACGCUGCAAACGCGCAAGAUGAAAGGAUUAAAACGAAACCGCGACGUCGCUGACGGCGAUGCUAACGCAAUGGAUGUGGACGUCAAAGAGGACACCACGCUUGACACGCCGAAACGUUCGAAGGUGGCUGUAUGAUUUGCCAAAGCUGUUUUGGAACCGUUUUCCCUGUUUGUUGCGUUCAAGCGAGGCGUCCCGUGGGUUGUUAGAGAAUGCUGUAGCGCACCUGUCGUAUUCUGACCAUAUCUGAGUUGACGUGAGCACUACGUGCAAUCGAGAAAUUGGUGAUUCAUUGUUCAUAAUUUAAGUAGUGUUGCGACACAAAGCAUGCCAGUCGCCAA